Molecule: messenger RNA, 2779 nt
Organism: Pyrus x bretschneideri (Chinese white pear)
Lineage: Eukaryota; Viridiplantae; Streptophyta; Magnoliopsida; Rosales; Rosaceae
Product: two-component response regulator ORR21
Exons: 6
Coding region: 346-2358 (670 amino acids)
Biological process (GO): cytokinin-activated signaling pathway; phosphorelay signal transduction system
Molecular function (GO): DNA binding
Source: RefSeq, a predicted model, not a curated record
UUGGGUUUCUCUUCCUCGCGUUAUCCUCACCCCCGUUUUUAUAUAAACCCUACUCUCCCUCUGCUCGUCUCUAGUAGUCAAAUUUUCACAAUUCAGACGCCAAUUGGUCCAAUUCUCUCUCAAUUUCUCCGAUUUCGUUCUGUCUGAUUGCUUUCCGAAACCCUAAUCCCCAAUUCGAAGGUUUCCCCUCGCGGAUCUCCCUCCAAUUGGCUCCACUUUCACCCUCUGCAAGUGCAACCGCUAAAAAUGGAAAUUUUAGUCCAUUGAAAAUGGAACAUUAGGGUUAGGUCGUCAGUGGGUGGGUGUGUGUGUUUUGCGUCGUUGUGGUGACGGUGUUUGGUGGCCAUGGCUGCUUUGCAGAGAGUGGCGCAGUCAAGCGUGAGCACUACUGCGAGUAGUUAUGGUUCGUGUAAAGCCAGUGGUGGUGUUUUGUCACCGUCUGCCGGCAUUGAAAUGGCAGUCCCCGAUCAGUUUCCGGUGGGCUUGAGGGUUCUAGUGGUGGACGAUGACACCACGUGCUUGAGGAUUCUUGAGCUGAUGCUCCUCCGGUGUCUGUACCAGGUUACCACUUGUUCCGAGGCUACUGUUGCUUUGAAUCUUCUACGAGAGAGAAAAGACUGUUUUGAUGUCGUACUGAGUGAUGUCCAUAUGCCUGAUAUGGAUGGAUUUAAACUCCUGGAACACGUUGGACUGGAAAUGGACCUUCCUGUUAUCAUGAUGUCUGCUGAUGGGAGAACAAGUGUUGUUAUGAGAGGAAUUAGACAUGGGGCCUGUGAUUUUUUAAUUAAGCCUAUAAGUGAGGCAGAACUCAAGAAUAUUUGGCAGCAUGUUAUUAGGAAAAAAUGGAAUGGGAGUAAAGAACUUGAACAUUCUGGGAGCUUGGAAGAUAAUGAUCCACAUAAACAAGGAAACAAUGAUUUUGAAUACACAUCUUCUGUUAACGAAGGAACAGAAGUUUCAUUGAAAGGUCAUAAGAAGAGGAUCAACGCUAAAGAAGAUGAUGAUGGUGAUACAGAAAACGAUGAUUUGUCUACAUCGAAGAAACCUCGUGUAGUAUGGUCAGUUGAACUCCAUCAGCAAUUUGUCACUGCUGUGAACCAGCUUGGCCUUGAUAAGGCUGUACCAAAGAGAAUUCUUGAAUUGAUGAAUGUACCCGGUUUAACUCGAGAAAAUGUUGCUAGCCAUUUGCAGAAAUUCAGGUUAUAUUUGAAGAGAUUAAGUGGAGUAGCUCAACAACAAAGUGGGAUUGCAAAUCCUUUUUGUGGGCCCAUGGACUCAAAUGGGAAGUUGGGUUCGCUUAGUAGAUUUGACUUCCAAGCUUUGGCUGCCUCUGGACAAAUUCCUCCGCAAACACUAGCCGCCCUGCAAGCUGAGCUUUUAGGUCAACCUGCAGGGAACCUUGUGCCAGCAAUGGAUCAGCCUGCACUUCUACAGGCAUCCCUACAAGCACCCAAGCGCCCCCCUGUUGAACAUGGUGUGCCAUUCAUGCAGCCUUUUGCAAAAAGCCAAUCAAACGUUUCCAAACAUUUUCCACAAUCCGUCAUUUCUGCUGAGGAUGCUUCUCUGGGAUUUGGACAAUGGAGGUCUAAUAGUUGUAGUGCAGUGGCACCCAGCAAUGAUCAUGGAGGGUUGAGUACUCAGAAUAGUAACUUGUUGAUGGGCAUUGUGCAGCAGGAGCAAAGACAACAUAAAAGAACGCAGCAGCAGCCUGUGCUAACCGAACCUAGCCGUACGUUUAAUGUGCAGCCAUCUUGCCUUGUGGUCCCCUCUCAAUCAUCAACUGGUUUCCAGGCUGGAAAUAGUCCUGCUUCUGUUAAUCAGAGUAGUAGCUUUAACAGGUCAACUGUUAUUGAUUACAGUCUGCUUUCAGAUCAAUCUAAUAAUUCCUUGAGUGUUGGACAUAUACCGACUGGAAAUCUUAAAACUAGUGUCACUCUUGGUGGGUACUCUGGCCCUGGUUCUAUUUGUGCCACGUCUUGCUUAGUUAAUGCUGUCAAUAGCACCAGUUACCAGAACUCAACUGCGACAUUGAGUGAUUCCAGAGAGUUGCCGGGGUCUUUGCAUAAUACGGCAAACAGCCAGGGUUUUUAUGUUGAUAAGUCAGGGGAAAUGCUUGAUCAGGGACCCCUUAGGAGUCUUGGAUUUGUUGGUAAAGAGACUUGCAUUCCAAGUCGAUUUGCAGUGGAUGAUUUUGAAUCGCAAAUGAGCAACUUGAACCCUGGAAGGAUCCAUGUGGAGAGCAGUGGUACCCUAGUCAAGCAGGAGCCAAGUGAGGAUUAUGUGUAUAACGCAAAACUAGGUAUCCCAAUAUUACACCAAUAUUCUUCAAGUGAUUUCAUGAGUCCUUUCGCUGAUUAGGCUUUCAUUUUCAAGUCUCUUGAUUUCCAUGACGCGUACAGAUUAUUUCACACUAUCAAAAUGUUCAGUAGAGAUUGCAGUUGAAGUAUGUGUAUUAUAUUCCUAUGAUUAGAUCCAAUAUAUGUGCCUGCACCGGACUCAGAUGCAGAGCGGCCUCUUGCAUCCGAGACUCGAAAAAUUGAGGACAAAUGUGGGGGGCAGGUUCACUUUCAUUCAGUUUAGUGUUAAUAUUGGUCCGGAGGCAAAUACAUUGUGUUUAAGACUCCAGCAGCUUGGCAUCUUGCCCGACAUAGUUUUGUAGUUAAUUGGAUCAGGUUAUGUUGGAAUAUGACUCGCAAGUCAUGAAUUUGUAGUAUAUAUUUACUUAUCUAUAAAUUGCCCAAUCUUGUAAAUGUAGUUUGGUUCAAACAUUUUCAGCUUA